This is a messenger RNA of Hirundo rustica (Barn swallow), 1287 nucleotides long. RefSeq names its product symplekin scaffold protein (gene SYMPK). Gene Ontology annotation, cellular component: mRNA cleavage and polyadenylation specificity factor complex. The transcript is spliced from 7 exons. NCBI's taxonomy places the organism in Eukaryota, Metazoa, Chordata, Aves, Passeriformes, Hirundinidae. Bases 318 to 863 code for a protein of 181 amino acids. The record is from RefSeq and is a predicted model, not a curated record.
UCCUGGCCUGGCUGGUGACGCAGCUGGAGGUGCCCCUCAAGGGCGAGGUGCUCUCCUUCAUCCUGGACGACGUCCGCGCCCGCCUGGACCUGGCCUUCGCCUGGCUCUUCCAGGAGUACAGCGCGCACCUGGGCGGCGCCGGCGGCCUGCAGCGCUACGACGAGUGCCUCAUCGGGCUGCUGGCCGGGCUGCAGGAGAAACCCGACCAGAAGGACGGGAUCUUCACCAAGGUGGUGCUGGAGGCGCCGCUGAUCACCGAGAGCGCCCUGGAGGUCAUCCGCAAGUACUGCGAGGACGAGAGCCGCACCUACCUGGGCAUGUCCACCCUAAGGGACCUGAUCUUCAAGCGCCCCUCGCGGCAGUUCCAGUACCUGCACGUGCUGCUGGACCUCAGCUCCCACGAGAAGGACAAGGUGCGGCAGCAGGCGCUGCUGUUCAUCAAGCGCCUGUACGAGAAGGAGCAGCUGCGCGAGUACGUGGAGAAGUUUGCGCUCAAUUACCUGCAGCUCCUGGUGCACCCCAACCCGCCCUCGGUGCUCUUCGGCGCCGACAAGGACACGGAGGUGGCGGCGCCCUGGACCGAGGAGACCAUCAAGCAGUGCCUGUACCUGUACCUGGCGCUGCUGCCCCACAACCACAAACUCAUCCACGAGCUCGCCUCCGUCUACACCGAGGCCAUCGCCGACAUCAAGCGCACGGUGCUGCGCGUCAUCGAGCAGCCGAUCCGCGGGAUGGGGAUGAACUCCCCGGAGCUGCUGCUGCUGGUGGAGAAUUGUCCCAAGGGCGCCGAGACGCUGGUGACGCGCUGCCUGCACAGCCUGACGGACAAAGUGCCACCCUCCCCAGGGGAUGACAGUGGGUGACAGUGACAGUGUGUGACAGUGUGUGACAACGGGUGACAGUGUGUGACCCCGGGUGACCCCGGGUGACCCCGGGUGACAGUGCCACCCCCGUGUCCCCGCAGUGCCACCCUCCCCAGGGGAUGACAGUGGGUGACAAUGGGUGACAGUGUGUGACCCCGGGUGACCCCGGGUGACAGUGCCACCCCCGUGUCCCCGCAGUGCCACCCUCCCCAGUGGGUGACAGUGUGUGACCCCGGGUGACCCCAGGUGACAGUGUGUGACAAUGGGUGACCGUGCCACCCCCGUGUCCCCGCAGUGCCACCCUCCCCAAUAGGUGACAGUGUGUGACCCCGGGUGACAGUGUGUGACCCCGGGUGACAGUGUGUGACCGUGUGUGACCGUGUGUGACCCCGGGUGACCCCGGGUGACAGUGUGUGACCCCGGG